Amblyraja radiata (thorny skate) is the source of this 2010-nucleotide messenger RNA. RefSeq names its product solute carrier family 25 member 43 (gene slc25a43). Gene Ontology annotation, cellular component: mitochondrial inner membrane. Lineage: Eukaryota; Metazoa; Chordata; Chondrichthyes; Rajiformes; Rajidae. The record is from RefSeq and is a predicted model, not a curated record. Gene Ontology annotation, biological process: transmembrane transport. The transcript has 5 exons. Bases 246 to 1286 code for a protein of 346 amino acids.
CUUCAGAGUGAUUGGAGUAGGGAAGAGAAAGCAGGGACAGAUUGUCCCGCUACGUGCAGUGAUAAACUAGUCGCCGUUCCACAGCCGAGGUCAGAUCAGAAUCAUCGCUCUGACACGCACAAAUGAUGUAAUGUUCAGCCCUGGAGUUUAACAUCUGUACAGCACCCCUAGUCCGGCCCCCACUGCUCUCUCGUCAGAGCCUGCACUCCGCGGCAAGACAGUCCAAGCCAGGCCGGGCCGGGAGGAUGUCGGCGAUCAAACGCGACCCCAGGAUCACCUACAGUCAAAGCCUAGGGUGCGGGGCAGCGGCCGGGGUCCUGAGCCGCUCGCUAACGUGCCCGCUCGAUGUGGUGAAAGUUCUGAGCCAAGUGGGCACCUUCCACGCCAAGAAAGGCUUCAUCAGGACUUUCCAGCUACUGUGCGAGGCCGAAGGGCCGCGGGCUCUGUGGAAGGGGAACUGUAUCGCCUGCCUGCGCCUGUUCCCCUACAACGCCACUCAGUUGUCAGCUUUCCACAAGUUUGUGUACCUGUUCAUGGAUGACUUGGGCCACAUCUCCCAUUGUGGCGCCAUUGUGGCCGGGAGCCUGGCGGGUAUCGUGGCCGCUCUCCUCACCUACCCGACCGAACUGAUCGAGACCAGGCUGAUUGUUCAGAACAGCACGGCUCCCACCUACAGAGGCAUCGUCCACGCUCUCCUCACCAUCUACACGAGCGAGGGAUUCCUAGCUCUUUACCGAGGGGCAUCACUCUCAAUACUGGGUGCAGUACCUUUCUCUGCUGGCUCUUUUUUAGUCUACAUUAACCUGGAUAAACUCUGGAAUAAGCCCAGUGUGAAGCUCACACCGCUGCAGAACUUUGCCAAUGGUUGCUUGGCAGCUGGUGUCGCCCAGACUCUCUCCUUCCCCUUCGAAACUGUGAAGAGGAAGAUGCAGGCACAAAGUCCCCUGCUUCCUCACUACGGAGGUGUAGAUGUGCAUUUCACUGGAGUCGUGGACUGCUUCAAGCAGAUUGUGAAGACAAAGGGUUUUCUAAGUCUAUGGAAUGGACUUACUGCCAACAUACUGAAGAUUGUUCCCUACUAUGGUUUGAUGUUCAGCACCUUUGAGUUCUGUAAGCGGGCCUGUCUGUACAGGAACGGCUACAUCGUGUCGCCACUGAGCUACCGGCUCAGCCCAGGAGUCGACCAGAGCUUGAGGGCCGACGAGCUGCAGGAACUGAAGAGGUUGAUCGGGGGAAAGAGCUUCGAGACGGGCCGACCCUCGAUCGGCAACAAGUGGUGGGGCUGAGAGAGACCCGACUGUGAGGACCUGUGACAGGGCCCUUGUAACGUCAAUCACAGACUGCCCCCGGGAGGGCAAAAAGAUCCCGUCUCUCUCAAUAACUCAAGCUGCACUUUACACAAAACGUCGAUCAGUUAAUAGCAAAGGGGAGGCUCCCCUUCUCGAGGUGAUUUACGCCUGUUAUUUAACAAACAGGACAGCCCAGCAUCACCAUCAAAUACCCUGCAGUCUCAAACAUUGAUAGCUUCUCCUAGAAUUAAUUUGAUUUCCGAUACGCAAAAUUGGUUUCCACGUUUUAAGGCGUGCGGGGGAAAGAUUUAAAAGCGACCUGAGGAGUAGGUUUUUCCCACAGACGGUGGCUGGUGUAUGGAAUGAGCUGCCAGAGGAAGAGGGGGCAUUUGCACAGUCUAAAGAGGGAGAUGCGGCCCAAAUGCAGGCAAGUGGGACGAGCUCAGCUCGGCAACUUGGUCAGCAUGGGGAGUUGGGCAAACCCAUUACCGUGGUGAAUAAUGCCAGGACUCUGUACCUUUUUUUAAUGAUUGGUGGAGUGCGAUCUGUGGGUGCUGACUGCACCCACCCAUAGACCUGGGUAAAGUAAACAAUGGCAAUGUAGAACCAUAAUAGUCUGAAUGUGCAAGACAGGGACAUUAUCUGUAAUGCUCUGGUUCAAAAGCUUUCAUUUUAUAUUGUGCCUUUGCCCUAAUAAAAUACGCCAAAGAUCUUCCAAAGA